AUGAGUGCUGAUUAUCCUUCAUUCCUUCAUCAAAGAAAUUAUGAACAUCUUUCAAGGUUCGACCGCGACGCGAGCUCGGUCGUCACGCGUCGAUACAGUGGCUGCCGGAACGGCAUCCCCGAUCCUAUAGAACUUGUGUUUUGCAACUCGGCACAUUCUGCCUCUUGGCACACUGCGCACCCACCGGCGUUUUCGAAUCGGAAGGAGGGAGGUGACUUUUUGCAAAUGUUAAUUCAGUAA
Necator americanus (New World hookworm) is the source of this 240-nucleotide messenger RNA. RefSeq lists its product as uncharacterized. The coding region runs from base 1 to 240 and encodes 79 amino acids. The record is from RefSeq and is a predicted model, not a curated record. Lineage: Eukaryota; Metazoa; Nematoda; Chromadorea; Rhabditida; Ancylostomatidae. The transcript has 3 exons.